GGACCCACUUCCGGGAAGGGGCGGAAGAGGUGGGCUGGUGGAGGCGGGGUCGAGAUGGCGGCGCCUUUGAGGAUUCAGAGCGACUGGGCGCAAGCCCUAAGGAAGGAUGAAGGGGAGGCCUGGCUGAGCUGUCAUCCCCCAGGGAAACCGUCUUUGUAUGGCAGCCUAACUUGUCAAGGAAUUGGCCUAGAUGGCAUCCCAGAGGUUACAGCUUCAGAAGGAUUUAUUGUGAAUGAAAUAAACAAGAAAAGCAUUCAUAUUUCAUGUCCAAAGGAAAGUGCAUCUUCUAAGUUUUUGGCACCAUAUACUACUUUUUCCAGAAUUCAUACAAAGAGUAUGAUACAGCUGAUGAAGUGUGAUGUGUUUGGCAAAACUGGUACUCGAGUCCACAUACAGUAUGUGUUCAGAUCUACUCACUGCAGAAGUGAGAAAUUGGUAGAUAAAACUGAUUAUAUUGAAGCCAUUCACUUCUUACUGUUUGAAGAGAACAUCAAGGGAUGGACAAGAGAACUAGCAUGGAAUUUUCUUUUGUUUUUCCAGAGAGUAUUGGAAGGACAUGUGUUUGAUGUGAAUUGUUGCAGGUUUUUCCCAUCAGGCCUUGUGGUCCUGAGUGGGGGAAUGGAUGCCCAGCUGAAGAUAUGGUCAGCUGAAGAUGCUAGCUGCGUGGUGACCUUCAAAGGUCACAAAGGAGGUAUCCUGGAUACAGCCAUCGUUGAUCGGGGGAGGAAUGUGGUAUCUGGUUCUCGAGAUGGGACAGCACGACUUUGGGAUUGUGGGCGCUCAGCCUGCUUGGGAGUCCUUGCAGAUUGUGGUUCUUCCAUCAAUGGAGUGGCGGUGGGUGCUGCUGACAACUCCAUAAACCUUGGCUCCCCUGAGCAGAUGCCCAGUGAACGGGAGGUUGGAACAGAGGCAAAAAUGCUGCUGUUGGCCCGGGAAGAUAAGAAACUUCAGUGCUUGGGACUACAGAGCAGGCAGCCGGUGUUCCUCUUUAUUGGCUCAGAUGCUUUCAACUGCUGUACUUUUCUCUCUGGCUUCUUGCUAUUGGCUGGGACUCAAGAUGGAAACAUUUAUCAGCUGGAUGUGAGGAGUCCAGGGGCUCCAGUACAAGUCAUCCACAGAUCAGGAGCACCAGUUCUAUCCCUGCUAAGUUUCAGAGAUGGAUUCAUUGCUAGCCAAGGUGAUGGAAGCUGUUUUAUUGUCCAGCAAGACUUAGACUAUGUCACUGAGCUCACUGGGGCUGACUGUGACCCUGUGUACAAGGUAGCCACAUGGGAGAAGCAGAUCUACACAUGCUGUCGAGAUGGUCUUGUACGACGCUACCAGCUUUCUGACCUCUGACUUCUUGGAAAGAGCAGUCCUGGUUAGUGAAAAGGUUUGACCCUGAUCAACAAUGAGCAGAAACAUCAUCAGACCUUCCCAAGGACCAUGGCCCUUAGUGUCUUGGGCACCCCUUGGAAAUCACAGAAAGUCAGCUGUACUGGCUAUAUGGAACUCUCAUGCCAAGACCUACUUUGAAUUGAAUAGGAAGGUCACUGGGCCCACUGCAUUUGUCCCAACUUCUCCUUGUAUAAACGUACCCCAGCAACACAGGGCAAGGAUAUAGAUGCUUUUAGUUUGUUCUUAAACCAGUUGUGUUAAAUGUUUACAAGGAUCUCAGUACUAAAACUUGUUUUCUGGAGGAAAUAAAGAAAAUAUGUUUGGAGGUGCCU
Messenger RNA from Cercocebus atys (sooty mangabey), 1709 nucleotides. RefSeq names its product proteasomal ATPase-associated factor 1 (gene PAAF1). Lineage: Eukaryota; Metazoa; Chordata; Mammalia; Primates; Cercopithecidae. The transcript has 13 exons. The coding region runs from base 55 to 1338 and encodes 427 amino acids. Gene Ontology annotation, molecular function: protein binding. The record is from RefSeq and is a predicted model, not a curated record.